UCUCAGCUGCUUAAAGUUGUUAGAACUCGGUGAUAUGUGAAAUGUUAGCCUAUUAGAAUUUGCAUUCAAGUUAAAGUGAGUUUUUUUCCAUGCUUGGGGUUUGCGUUUUGUCCUAAACGUGGAUUAGGAUUUUGCGGUGGUUCGUCCAAGCGGAAGAUGGAUAUAUUUUCGCAGUGGCAACUGUUCGUGAACCUCUGAGCCGUUACCGCAUACACCCACACUGACGGGGCGCCGCGCGGCAGCUGCGCAGCUCCUGCGUGCGCGGAGGUCUUUCCUGAAAAGGUGGUGAUUUCGCAAGAUACGCUGAUGUCUUUCAUCUGAACGGUUGCAAACAACUGUCGCCGGGUUGAAUUUUCAGAUUACUAAACCUAUCAAGGCAGGACUGACAAUGGAGGCGUCCAUGGAACGAGAAUGCAGCGCACUAGGAGGACUUUUUCAAACAGUAAUUACCGACAUGAAGGCCAGCUGCCCGGUGUGGGAGGACUUCAUCAGUAAGGCAGGAAAACUGCAGGCCCAGCUCAGGACGACAGUAGUCGCGGUGACGGCUUUCCUCGAUGCGUUUCAAAAGGUGGCAGACUUGGCCACUGGCAGCAGAGGUGGUACCAGGGAUAUUGGAUCAGCCCUGACACGGCUGUGUAUGAGACAUCGCAGUAUAGAGGCCAAACUCAGACAGUUCUCAACGGUGUUUGUGGAGUCACUGAUUAACCCACUCCAGGAACAGAUGGAGGAGUGGAAGAGAGUGGCCAACACUAUGGAUAAGGACCAUGCCAAAGAAUACAAACGAGCUCGCCAGGAGAUCAAGAAGAAAUCUUCAGACACACUUAAACUGCAAAAGAAAGCAAAGAAGGGGCGCGGAGACCUCCAGCCGCAGGUAGACAGUGCUCUGCAGGACGUGAGCGAUAAAUACGUCACGCUGCAGGAGACGGAGAGGCAGGCGGUGCGGAGGGCCCUGAUCGAGGAGAGGGCCCGAUUCUGCACGCUCGUCUCCAUGCUCAGACCCGCUGUGGAAGAAGAGGUGUGUAUGUUGGGCGAGAUCACUCACCUGCAGUCGAUAUCUGAUGAUCUGAGGUCUUUGACUAUGGACCCACACAAGCUGCCUCCUUCCAGUGAACAGGUAAUAGCUGAUCUGAAGGGGUCAGAGUGCAGCUGGUCAUAUCAGACUCCGCCUUCUUCUCCGAGCACCACAUCCAGGAAGUCCAGCAUGUGUAGUAGUCUGAACAGCGUGAACAGCAGUGAUUCUCGUUCAAGCAGCUCUCAUUCUCACUCUCCCACCUCGCACUUCCGCUUCCGAGGCUCCACCCUCCCCCAGCAAGGCCCCGCCCGCCUUCCCAGUGUGUCCUCCCAUGACUCUGGCUUCACCUCUCAGGAAACUUGUCAAUCUAAGAGCCCUUCUCCAAUGCCUCCAGACAGCAGUGCACAGUUGUUAAAUGGGCGCGAGUCACUUAGCCCGUAUGCAGAGAGCUCUUCCCUGCUCAUCCCUCCAUCUUCUCCACCUCCCUCAUACCCCUUUCAUCACCCUCUGUGGGCAUGGUCUCGGCCGGGCGAUUUCGUGCCAUGUUUUCUGCUGGGUCCCAGUGCCCUCCCCCUCUCCCACAGAGUUCCAAGCUGGAAGGACUGGGUCAGACCGGGCCCGUAUGACCAGCCCACGGUGAACACCCUGCGGCGGGGGAAGGACCAGGAGAGGGGACGGGAGGGCCGGGAGUUCAGCAGCCUUGGCGAGGAAGCUCCGAAUGCCAUUCCCAAUGCCAGCACCCGCGGCACAACCAGGGAUGAAGCUCAUGAAGAGUUGGCUGUGUGUCUGAAACGUGGUCUGUCACUGGACAUCCCACGCAGCAGUAGAGACUCUGUUCAGGGUUCCAGUGGCUACAGCACGCAGACCAACACACCCUGCUGCAGUGAAGAUGCCCAUGUGUUUGAUUAUGACCACUUACCAGGGGGUGAAGAUCAUGACCCAGAGCAGCGGGACUGCGAUGGGACCUCCCCCAUUUCUCGGAACCCUGACAUCGGCCAGUUGUAUCGGCGGACGUUACCAGCCAAGCGUCCUGCUUCGACAGGCGGCUUGCCCUCACCCUGUGGCCCGGUAACGGCAACCCCUGGCAUUGCCACCAUCCGCCGUGCGCCCUCGUCCAAGCCGAGCUUGUGGCGGGGGUCGAGCGGCCAGGGUCCGAUCCCCAUCAGGACCCCCGUCAUCCCUGUAAAGACGCCCACCGUGCCAGAGCUACCGGCCCCUCCACUCUGUAGCGAGGGCAGAGAAAGCCCCCGCAGCCCCACCGGGAAUGGCAGUAACCAAUUACCCUCAGAGCGAGUGGCCGCCUCCUUCGGCCAAUCAGCCAGUCUGCCUGAGGAAGAGGAGGAGGGGCAUGAUGUGCAGGAAGAUGAUACACCCCUGGCUAUUCGCCGAGGCAUGAGGCUCAAAAAGACAAUGACCAGUGACCGGUUUGCACCGCUUCUCGAAUGAAGGGCGGGGACUGUCUCGGUCUUGACCAAUCAGGACCCACAGCUCACAUGUGGCAGAAGUGAUCGAGGUAGCGACACCGUUAACAUGGCGUGGGAGUGUUAUUUUCCAUCAUAGGGUAUGAGAGCUGUUAUUGCCUACAUAAUCUGAUUGUUUGGUUGUAUACAUAGUUUCUCUGUUUUGAAGUGAUUCUCUUUUACUGUUACUGAUACUGUAGGCCUUUACUACCAGCCCACACUUCUAUAGGUGCCAGAACGCUGUGCCUGAUACCGGCGUUUUCCUUUAUACUUUUGUCCCAAUCAGGAAUUGGAAGCAGGAAUUGCAUCUGGCCCAGGACAGCCCCUCUUAAGCUUACUCAAAGAUAGCUCAGUGUACCUCAAUGGGUUAAAAUGUGAAAAGGCUCCCUUAAACAGGACCCGUAACAGCUUGUGCACAUAGCAGAACUCUGUGCAUUUUUCUGCGUGAAGAAAAUCUUAGAAAGCAAAUUGGUUUCUUUCGUAGUUAGAAAGAAUGCAAAGCAGUGUUGGGAGAAAGAAGAGGGUGAGACGAGUGACCCUUCCUGCCCCACUACCACUCUGACUGCCCUCCUCCGGGUUCAGAGGCCUCCUCCGCUCUUGGUGGGCUGCAGCGGCAGAAGUCUGAUUGCUGAUCAUGGCAGCGAGGCCUUCACUGAUAGUGUGCUCGAUGGGCAAUGUCAUAAAUGGACUAGGCUUUACUAUGUUUUCAGCCACCACUGCAGUACAUAGCUUGGACAGAGCCAUUUCUGUGAUGCGUUCCUAAUUCAGCAAAAGCCUAAACUACCGACCGACUUUCAUAUAGUUCAAGUUUGGUUCAUUUGUCACAUACAUAGUCAUACACAGUAUAACUCGCAAUGAAAUGGUUGAGUGCUCUGUCCAAACUAUAUAGUCGCUGUAAUUAACACAGCUGGAAGCAGGAGUGGCAUCUAGACACCUUAGCCAGGAAACGAUAGCCUGUUCUAGCUGAGGUGAGUCUGGAGCCUGUAUAAAGGUGAAGGACUUCAUUGCAGGACGAGGCAGACACACGAACAGCCUCCUAAGCCCAUGUAUUUCCAGCCAGAUGUGGAAAACUGAAUGUAUAAUACAGCCAUAACAUAUCAGCUGCAGAGUUAGUUAUUUACGUUUUAUGGCAUUUAGCUGACACUUUUAUCCAAAGCUACUUACAAUUAUGACUGAGAAUAACAUGAGCCAUUGAGGGUUAAAAGUCUUGCUCAGGGGUCUAACAGCAGCAACUUGGUGGUAGGGCUUGAACUGGCAACCUUCUGAUUACUAGUCAAUUACCUUAACCACUGAGCUACUACCACCCUGGUUAUACACCUUAGCAGAAUGGCAUAGCAAUACUAGAGUGUGGUGCCUUGUGCUUGUAGAAGCAAACUUCCCCCAGCAUCCCUAAGCAGUCAUGCGAGCUCAAAUAGAAGCAUCACUGCCACCUCAGGGUAUGUGGCUGUCGUGUUUGACUGAUGCAUGGCAUAGUGUACAUGAACCGCAUUAGGUCUGUUUUCGAAUGACAGCAAGUACAGUGAGGUUGAUUUAGGGGCAGACACAGGGCAAAGUCUCUCUCCCUCUGCUUCCCCCCAUGGUGGAUAAUGGCAGGCUGGGUUUAUUUCUGCCACUGUACGGUAGGAGCUGUAGUGCCUGUGGGCCUGCAGAAGAGCCUGGAUGAGGUCUGCUACCCUGCAAAGUUCCCAGCAUUCACUCACUCUUUCUGAACUUAACUAACAAAGUCCUAGUCAAGAUUAAGACCAACAGAGGAGGCAAGGCUAAAACCAAGCCCAAGACCCAAACAGGGCCAGACAAAUGGUUCAAAACCAAGAUCAUAUCAGGACCAGACAAACAAUUCAAGACCAAGACAAUAACAGAGCUAGACGAACAGCUCAAGACCAAGACCAUAACAUAGCUAGACUAACAGUUCAAGACCAAGACCAUAACAGGGAAAGACAAACAGUUUAAGACCAAGACCAUAACAGAGCUAGACAAACACUUCAAGACCAUAACAGGACCAGACAAACAAUUCAAGACCAAUACCAUAACAGAGCUAGAUGAACAGUUCAAAUAGUUAAAAUCAGCUCCAAGACCAUAACAGAGAUAGACAAACAGUUCAAGACAAUAACAGAGCUAGACGAACAAUUCAAGACCAAGACCAUAACAUAGCUAGACGAACAGUUCAAGACCAAGACCAUAACAGACCCAGACGAACAGUUCAAGACCAUAAAAGGGCUAUACGAACAGUUCACGACUAAUACCAUAACAGGGCCAGACAAACAGUUCAAGACCAAGACAAUAAGAGAGCUAGAGGAACAGCUCAAGACCAAGACCAUAACAGGGCCAGACAAACAGUUCAAGACCAAGACCAUAGAAAAACUAGACAAACAGUUCAAGACCAAGACCAUAACAGAGCUAGACGAACAGUUUGAGUCAAGACCAAGACUAGAAAAUUCUGAAUUCAAAUUACAACCAUCAUUUGAAUAUGGCUUACCACACAUCCUUAUACCAAAAUUUUUCAUUUAAUCUUUCUCACUUAUAACAAAUAAUGCCUCACACACAAAAGCAACACCAAAAAUACCUUCACUGCAUCUUACAACUAGACAUUACAUUUACAGCAUUUGGCAGACACUGUUACACACAGCAGAUUACAUAUAUAUCAGUAUGACACUACAUGUGAUCCCUGGGAAUCAAACUCAUAACCUUGGUAUUACUAACAUCCUGCUCUUCAUACUGAGAGCUUGAUAUCAAGACCAGUGGUUAAGACCAGGUAAAAAUUUGACUGAGUGUGUAACAGAGUUUGUAUUGAACACAAGGACUGUACACUUGCUUAUUUCCAUGGAAACAGCAGGGAGAACAGUAAAAUGUUCCUUAGUGCUGUUCCAACCCAAGGUCCUAUAGCCUACACAAAUAGUUAUAAAAUAACACCCGCAACGAGACCACUGGAAGUUUCUUUUGAAACAUUCUAUUCCGGUUUCACUGUACUGUUUAGAGUUUAUUAUCAAAUUUAAUAACAUUCAAACAGCAAGCAAAUGAUCUACUUCAGAAAUACUACUGAAUAUCAUUCUUUCUCCUUUUUAAUGGUAAAUUAAAUCUCUGGGUCUGGCUUUUCCAUCUCCUUUAUGUCAGGUUAUGUAAUAAAUGUUCAGUGUGCUGUAUGCUUUAUGGUAACUUUAGGCCUGUGUGAAGCUCAGGCAGAAAGGGUCUAUAACCUUCUAGAAUGUUCCUCUUAGCUGAUGCUAGAUGCAUAUGAAGCUGAUUGUCUGUACAUAGUUCUCCAUGUGUCUAUUUGAACUACUACUCCUGCCAAUACUAUUGUUACUGAACAAUAAUUUAGCUGCUCUGAUAUUGCUAUGGAGGAAGUCACUAACAUUUAUGAAUGAAAAGAACAGUACAGAUGUUUGGAUAAGAGUGAAGAAGUUGGUGUGAAGCUGGGAAGUUACUAUGAAGUCAUUUAUAUGUGAGGAAUCCAGUUCUUCUAGGUGCUUCAGUGCUGAAGAGUCUCUGUUUAAUUCCUGUGCUAAAUUGUUGGUUUAGCUAAUAAAAUUACUGAGUGA
Molecule: messenger RNA, 6011 nt
Organism: Electrophorus electricus (electric eel)
Lineage: Eukaryota; Metazoa; Chordata; Actinopteri; Gymnotiformes; Gymnotidae
Product: MTSS I-BAR domain containing 1
Biological process (GO): positive regulation of actin filament bundle assembly; plasma membrane organization; adherens junction maintenance
Cellular component (GO): cytoplasmic side of plasma membrane; actin cytoskeleton
Molecular function (GO): actin binding; phospholipid binding
Source: RefSeq, a predicted model, not a curated record